Molecule: messenger RNA, 1154 nt
Organism: Pristis pectinata (smalltooth sawfish)
Lineage: Eukaryota; Metazoa; Chordata; Chondrichthyes; Rhinopristiformes; Pristidae
Product: stanniocalcin-2-like
Exons: 6
Coding region: 106-708 (200 amino acids)
Biological process (GO): intracellular calcium ion homeostasis
Cellular component (GO): extracellular region
Molecular function (GO): hormone activity
Source: RefSeq, a predicted model, not a curated record
GACUGAGCCGCUCCACCGCCACGUCGGAGGAAGAGCGAAUGCACCCGCAACGUGCAGAUGGAAAGGAUCACAGAGAUUGAGUAACAUUGCAGAAACCAAGUUGUAAUGAAUUGUUACCCUGCCGUGGAGAUGGAGGCUCGCGUGUUGCUGCUACUUUUCACCCUGAGCUGUCUGCUCGCUGCUGCGGGGGCUGCUGAUGUGACUGAGCCGCUGGGGGAGAGCGGCUCCGCCGCCGCCCCAGGGGAAGAGCAACUGUACCCGCAACGUGCAGUUGAAACAAAUGCCUGUCUGCACCACAUAUCAGAUGCAGGAUGUGAUACUUUUCAAUGUCUGGAAAACACAACCUCUAAACUAGAUGACCCCUUGCAUGAAAUCUGCACAGACUUUCUUCAGAAUGCAGGCAAUUUUGAUAUACAGGGAAAACAAUUCAAAGAUUUCCUGAAGUGCAGUGCCAUUGGGAUCAAGUCCAGAUUCAGCAGCAGUGUUACCAGAUGUGCUGCAGUGCAAAGGAUCCUUGUUCAUGUGCAAGCAAAAUGUUACCAGCAACAUAACAUCUGUGCUGCAUCAAACAGCAAUAUUGAUGCUUUAGUGAACACGAUUGAUCUUAACAAAAUACAUAUGAAUGGGGCAUACUUGGAAUAUGUGAGGUUCCUGUUUGACUGUGGUAACAACAUUACUGUUGCCAUAAGAAGUCAUCUGCAGUCUUGACUUGGUUCAUCUUUUAGUAUUCUGAGGGAAUUAUUGCUAGAUUCUUGUACCAUAAUGGAGACAAACCUUCAUCUAUUACUGAAGGACAUGUUCUACUUGAUGACAAUACCACUCAAGAAGACAACUGGAAAUGAGGAAACAAAAGAGCCUAGAUGCGGGAUUAACUGUUGUGGUACACAGUAAUGAGAUGCUAUUAGUGCAUUUGACUUGCUUGCUGUGAAUAUCUGGUGUUGGUGAAUUUUAAAGUCAUUCAUUCAUGCAUGAUCAACUCUUCAAAUGAUACUUGAUACCCAUUUCAAAUGCCACUAACUGCCCUGGAUGUUUUUGAUUGCUGUUAGCACAAUAUACCUCCCAAUUUCUGAUUGCAUUAUUUCCUGACAUUGUAAGAACUGGAAAAGAUGUUGUACAAAUGUUUGCUCAAGUGACAUUAAACAUUGGUUCAUUUC